AUUUGCCAUUUGAAGUCUGCAAGCCCAUGGAAAAAGAGGGUCAGCUCUCUUAAUAACUUUUCCUAAAGACAAAAAGGAAGAAACUUGUCUUCGGCAUUUGGAAAUACACCUUCCUGGACUGGAACUGGGGAUGGCCCAAUCCACGUUCUCACUCCUCAUGUUCCUUUCGUUUCUUCUGAAUCUUUUCUACUCCAGCUCAGGACAGAGCCUGGUGGCAAGAGUGAAUGAACCUGCUACCUUUUCAUGUGAUUAUGAUAUUCCUAAAAAGGAAAUUGCAAAUUAUCGAGUCUAUUGGCAAAAAUCUGAGAAAGUGGUACGGACCUAUGUACAUGGAAAAAAAAGCGAAGAGCUCUUCCACUCUCCAUUUGUGAACAGGACGACUCCGAUUGACUUACUCAAAAACCUCUCUGUCACAAUUCUUUCCCUGCAAGUGGCUGAUGAGGGCAUCUAUGAGUGUAUAGUACAGAAAAUGGUAGGCGGGCAGUACAAACGUGUCCACAAGCAUGAUGUGAAACUGUCAAUUAGAGCUGACUUCUCAGAUCCUAUUAUCAAGGUGAAUGAAGAAGAAUUGCCUUUUCCUACUUGGAGGAUAACUUGUUCAUCUAGCAAUGGUUAUCCACAGCCUAACCUCAUCUGGUUGAGCAAUGGGAAAGAACUAACUUCCCUCAACAUCACCAUUUUCCAAGAUCCAACAACUAAACUCUAUGAUAUUAAAAGUGAAUUGCAUGUCAAUCAAAGCAACAAUUUCUCUUUAACCUGCUUAAUCAAAUAUGGUGAUUUUCAAGUGUCGACAAAUAAUACUCUUCGAAAGGACCCAGUCACUGUGCCAACUUUUCAACCACUCAUCAUUGCUUCUAUCCUGAUAAGCAUCUGCUUUUCCUUAAUAGCUUUGAUACUAUGUCUAAACCGAUUCCACUGCCAGUUCUGUAAACAGCCAGAGGAUGGCCUCUACUCUGAUGCUGAAAGAUCUACUGUAGCAGCCACAGAGGAAGAGGCAAAUGAAUUGGUGAACCGACUAACUCAUGUUGAAUCAGCUGCAACAUCUGAUAAGGCAGCCAGUGUGUGAAGGUAAUCCAACAACUCUCCUCUGCCCCUGUUCUGUAACCUGGAGUCAUCUGGGACAUGAAACUCAAAAUUAUACAUUGCUUUCCAGUUGCUUUCAGAAUGAAAUUUUAAUUUUUCAUGUUUGAAGGCCCUUUAUCAUUUCAGCCCCUUUAUUUCAAUCAUGUCACUGUUAUUUCUUACUAUUUCCCAUCUUCCUCCAAAGAACAAAACUUCCUCAUUUCUACUCUGCUUUUUUUUAACCUACAACUGGCCCUUCCUGAAAAGGGCCUUUCUCAUUUCUCUUUGGUAAUAUGUCCCUUCCUUCCUUUUAAACCUUAUUUCAAAUUUGUCUUCAAAAACCCUUCCUUGAUAAAUUUAAAUUGACUCCAACUAUUUCUUUCCUUCUUAUUUAAAAAAUUUUAUUAACUUUUCUUUAAAAAAAAAAAGUCCUUUCUCUAUGAUUCAUCCUUUUCCACCAUUAAAACUCUCUUAUAACAAAUAAAUAAUCAAAUGAAACAAGUCACCACAUUGUUCAUGCCUCAUUCUGCACCUGUGAUCUACUGAAUCUGACAAAAGGCAGAAAGUAGGCUUCACCAUAAGAUCUUCUAAAAUCAUGAUUGGACUUUGUAUUGAUUAGGGUCAUAUAUUUGGUGAUUUUUUAAAAAUGUGAUAUAUUGUAUAUUAUUGUGAUAAUUGUUUAUUUUUCUGCCUUUUCUUUCUUUAUUCUUCCCAAGUUUCUUUGUAUUCUUCAUAUUUGUCAUUUCUUAUAGACUAACAAUGUUCUAUUAUAGUAUUACUUUACAUAAAACUGUCUAAUCGUAAGACUUAUCUACCAUUUAAGAGUUAACAAUAAUUUAAUGUAUUAAAUCAUUUCUCAAUUGACACUCACUUUCCUAUUAAAAAUUAGAGAUAGGGACUGGACUUGUAACUUUAUAGAUACAGAGAAUUCCUGAAUGAAGAAAUUCACUUUAUCAAUGGAAAUCAGUAUUUUCGCUACAAUCCAUACUCUUAGUUGUUUAAAACAUUGAGGAUUAAAAAAGAUUUUCCCAGAAUUGCAUAGCCAAUAGAGAGAACCACAGACAAGUGACUUCAUAUCUCUGAGACCUGCUGCUCCUUGACUAUUACAACAUAUUGCCUAUUUUAUUUAAAUGUAUGCCAUCAAUAUUUUUGUAUAGCAUCUUUAGCAUCUCCCUCUCAUAUGUGAUUUUCAAAAAUGAUAGUUCAUGUGUCCCCACCAAGUCUGACCUUUUCAAUCCCUGUGUCUGAAACUGAGAUCAAAGCUUUCAGUUAUAGAUAAUAACCUUACUUAUAGUUAAGCAGUCUUCCAUAUUCCCAAGAUUUUCUCUGGCUUAGCUAAAAAUGAAUUUGAGCUGGGAAAUGAUAAUAGCAUUCUCCAUUCAUAUAACCCACAUACCUGUCUUUAAUAUUCAUAUAUGUCAAGAGGAAAGCUUUAAAAAAAAAAAGCAAAAAAAAAAAAAAAGGAAAAAAGAUAAAAAAAAUAUCUAUACUCUCAAGGAGCUUACAUUGAAGGGGGAAUAAAAAGUAUAGAUAUAUAUACAUAUAUGUGUGUGUGUGUGUGCAAAAUAAAUAUGUACAUUACUACCCCUGCUUUAUGCAGACAUUUUGUUUUUUGAAAGAGGGAGGAUAAAAGGGAUAUUGGGGAGAAAAUCAUCUUCAAACAGUUCCAAGGAUCUAUGAGCAAACAGUCCCUUAGAAAAAUGUACUAAGUGGACUAGUUUUGAAAGAAGUUCAGAAUCAAGAACAAUGAUUGAUGAAAAGCUGACUUUAGCACAGGACUGUCUAUCAGUUCAUUUACAUAUGCCUAUUUUCAGGAUUUUGGAGGAUAUAGCUGAUAAUCUAACUAUCAGAAAACAUAGGAGACAAUGGGAAAACUGCAUAUCAUCUGUUAGCGAACACUGGAUUUGUCAACCAUGACUAUAAGUGGGUCUCUCUCUCCUCAUGCGGAGUUCCUGAUUCAGGACACUGGAAGGCAAAAAGGGAUCUGAAAAAAAAAAAAACCCUGAAACUUGAAGAGAGAUAAUGCUAAGAUAAAAAUAAAGCAAGGACUGCCAUUCAACCCUUUGCCCUUUUAAAAAGGAAAAAAAAAAUAGAACAGAGGAGAAUCUAAAUCGAAUAAAACAUCAUUUUGGGAAUGAGUCAGCUGAAAGAGCUGACUGUUGUAAAUAAGCUUUGUAGGUGGUGCAAGGAGCUCUUUGGAGUAGAGCUCCAGAAAUGAUAGAAGAGGUUUCAAGAAAGUAGAAUCUUUUUGCUUAUGAAGAAGCUGGCUGGGCUUGUAUGCAAUGCUCUUUAGCACCAUCUAGAGAGUUGGGAGUAAGCAGAACCGAGGAGUUUUGCAGAUCUCUAGCUUCUUGUCACUGAACCAACUUAAAACUGGAGACUCCUAAGUUCAAGGACUGCAAAGCAGAGUUGUAAACUGCCCUAGGCACAUGGAUUUCCCGACUCAUAUGCUUCACUUCUAGUUCUAGUUAACUAGAACACUAGUAAAGUAAACAACUAAAAAAGAGAAUAACAACCAGAAAGUAGUGUCUACUCUCCCUCAUGCAUGGAUGGGAGAAUGUGACUCAGGUUUAUGAGCUGAUUCUUAUAUUUUGAUUAUUCCUGCUUUUGCUCCCUAUUGAGCAAAUGUAUUGUUCAAUUGCAACUUCAGAGGGAUAGCAAUGAAAUAAUGUUUUUUUGUAUCAGCAGAAAGGAAAAGAACAAUAGAUGCUAAAUGAGUUGAUUAUUUGUCAAUAUGUCCAAUGUGUUAAUUUGCUUCACUUGACCAUAUAUAUUAUAAGAGGUGGUGCUAUUGAAGGAUAAAAUAAUUGGGAAAUGAUAGUGAUAGUUUUAAAGAGAAAAUUUUUUUCAAUUUCAAAUUCUUUCUCUCUUUUCACCUCUUCCCCCAUUCAUUGAAAAGGCAAGAAAUAUGAUUACAUGUGGAUAGAUGGACAGGUAGGUAAGUAGAUAGGUAGGUAGAUAGAUAGAUAGAUAGAUAGAUAGAUAGAUAGAUAGAUAGAUAGAUACAGAGAGACCAGAUAGAUGCAAGACUUUAGCCAUGAUUUUUUAAAAAGCCAAAAAUAAUGUUUCCAUUUGCACACAGAAUUCAUCAGUUUUCUCUCUGGAGUUGGAUAGCAUAAGUCCUUUGAAAUUGUUGUAGAUCAUUGUAUUAAUAGAUCAGAGUUGCUAGGUCUUUCACAGUUAAUUAUCACUACAAUAUUGCUAUUCUAGAUGCUGAGUGAAGUGAGCAAAACCAGGAGAACAUUAUACACAGUAACAAGAAGAUUGUAUAAUGAUCAAUUGUGAUAGACUUAACUCUUCUCAGCAAUAUUGUGAUUCAAGACUAUUCCAAUAAACUUGGGAUGGAAAAUGACAUCCUCAUCCAGAAAAAGAGCUAUGGAGACUGAAUGUAGAUCAAAGCAUGCUAUUUUUACCUUUUCUUGUUUUAUUUUUUCCUUACUUGUGCUUUUCCCCUUUUAGUCUAUUUUUCUUUCACAAUGUGAUUUAAUAUGGAAAUAUUUUUAAAUGAUUGUACAUGUAUACCCUAUAUAAAAUUGCUUGCCGUCUUGGGGAGGGGGAAGAGAAGAAAGGGAGGGAGAAAAAUUUUAAAUCUUAAAAAAGCUGAUGUUAAAAACUUUCUUUACAUAUAAUUGGAAAAAUAAAAUACUGUUAAUUUAAAAAGAUAACCACCACCAAUAUUGCUAUUACUAUGUAUAAUAUUCUGGAUCUGUUCACUUCACUUUGUAUCAGUUCAUAUAAAUCUUACCUGGUUUUUCUGAAACCAUCUAAAAAGAGUACAUUUUUAAAAAUUAUUUAUUUAGUAUUACAUUUUUCAUAAGUUACAUAUAAAAAUAUUUUUAAUGUUUACUUUUAAACUUUGAGCUUUAAAUUGAGAAGGCAAGCAAUUCGAUAUAGGUUAUACAUAUGUAGUCACGCAAAACAUUUCCAUAUUAGUCAUGAUGUGAAAGAAAACAUAGACCAAAAAAAAACCUCAAAAAAUUUUUUAAAAGUAUACUUUAACUUCUAUUAAGACAUCAUCAGUUUU
Messenger RNA from Antechinus flavipes (yellow-footed antechinus), 5086 nucleotides. It is a transcript of the gene CD80, whose product is annotated as CD80 molecule. The transcript is spliced from 6 exons. The record is from RefSeq and is a predicted model, not a curated record. Gene Ontology annotation, biological process: immune response; negative regulation of T cell proliferation; cellular response to lipopolysaccharide. NCBI's taxonomy places the organism in Eukaryota, Metazoa, Chordata, Mammalia, Dasyuromorphia, Dasyuridae. The coding region runs from base 131 to 1066 and encodes 311 amino acids. Gene Ontology annotation, cellular component: external side of plasma membrane.